Messenger RNA from Oryza sativa Japonica Group (Japanese rice), 1552 nucleotides. Its product is annotated as nuclear pore complex protein NUP35. The record is from RefSeq and is a predicted model, not a curated record. Gene Ontology annotation, biological process: NLS-bearing protein import into nucleus; nuclear pore organization. Gene Ontology annotation, molecular function: structural constituent of nuclear pore; nucleic acid binding; phospholipid binding. Lineage: Eukaryota; Viridiplantae; Streptophyta; Magnoliopsida; Poales; Poaceae. Gene Ontology annotation, cellular component: nuclear membrane; nuclear pore central transport channel; nuclear pore nuclear basket.
CACGCACACGAGUCACUGACACGAACGGGCACUCGCUUCUCCACUAGGGUUUCUCGCCGCCGCCGCCGCCGCUCGCCGUCGCCGUCGCCGCCGGAUCAGAGAUGAGCGCAUCCAGGCCGGAUCACCGGCGGCACCACCCGCCGUUUCUCCGGGACCUCUCGUCGCCGAUCUCCUCGGCCGUGCGGCUGCCCCCGGCCUCCCUCCGCCGCGAGACGCAAGGUUCCACCACCCCGCCGCCGCCGCCGCCGCCGCUGCUGUUCCUCGACGACCUCUCCCACCACUCCCCCUCGCCGAGGCCCGCCACCCCACCUCAGGCGGCGGCCAUGAGCCCCUCGCCUCCCCCUCCCCACCGCGGCGGCCUCUUCUCCUCCACCCCGCUGCGCUCCAAUGGGUCCCCCUCCCCGGCCGCGUGGUGGUCCUCCUCGAGGGAGGAGAUGGCCAGGGAGGGCUCGCCGGUCGAUGGUGUCGUGCAGCCGCAGCAGCAGCCGUCUCCGACGACGGCGUCUGGGCAGCAGUCGCAGCAGCAGAAGGUGACGCUCAUCACGCUGCCGCCACCCAGGGAAGUUGCGCGGCCGGAGAUGCCGAAGGAUUCGACACCUUCCGCUGGCCGUGUCGACGAGGAGGAGUGGGUCACCGUUUUUGGUUUUUUACCUGGCGAUACCAACUUGGUACUGAGAGAAUUUGAGAAGUGUGGUAUAGUCUUGAGACAUGUCCCUGGUCCAAGGGAUGCGAACUGGAUGCAUAUCCUGUAUCAGAGCCGGCAUGAUGCACAAAAAGCUCUCACCAAGCACGGUCAACAGUUAAACAGUGUUCUUAUCAUCGGUGUGAAGCAAGUGGACCCAUGGCAGCGGCAGUACCUGAAUGAGAAGACAAAUGAGAACUUUCAAGUUGGUGCAACAGAUCCAUUUCCAUCACAGCAUGUAGCACCAAGUUCAUUUACAACUAGAAAUGCACUAGCACCUUUGCCUAGCAAUUCUAUGCCAAAUGGAAUCGGCAACGGGAGUGGCCGUGGUGCUUCGGGGGCCAUUGCUUCACCCACAAAAUCAGUAUUGUCCAAAGUUAUGGACCUGAUGUUCGGCCUCUAAAUCCUGUUACCAAGUACUGGCUGUUAUUCUUUUGGCUGUUCCAAGGCAAAUCGAGGAUUACUGAUCAUAACAUUUCUUAUUGUUGGGUUUUUCGCACCGAAGUGACAUUAUUGGUCCACAGAAUCUGUAUUGUACCGAGCCUAAGAUCAUCAGGGUGUCAUACUGGUAUAUCACCCGGUCGGUCUGGAGCUAGUGUUGAUGGUGUUUCGCUCGUAAGCAUUCAGUGGAUCAUCCAAUACCAAACCAUAUGGAAAUUAUGUCCAUGGAAAUAUCAUCAAGUAUCAUCCUGGUUUUAUACAUAUUGAAAUGAUUCUGACCUGUAUGUGAAUGCAUCUUAGUAAAUUGUUUUCGAAUGAUUUGACAUGAGAGCCUAUAUAUAUGUUGAAUGCGUCUUAGUAAAUUGUUUUCCAAGGAUUUGACACCAGAAAUGAUACUAUUAUGUAGUCAUAGUCAAAUUGGGAACUGAA